ACUUUCCAUGCUCAAUUUGCAGAAAUCAGUUUCUGAACAUUCCCUUGUAAAGAAGUAGGAAAGAGUAUGGAAUCCGUUUGUUCACCAGUAAGCCUAGUAUGAGAACGUAGUUUAUUUUUUUGGUAAGGAAAUGUCAGAUCCAGAUCCGUAUCCGAAAGUUGUGUACCCUGGAGAGAUUGGUCCUGGGGCGGGGUAUGGCAGUGAAAAAUUUCAACUGCUGCUGUCAGCCAUAAGUAAUUGUGCUGUUCCAUUGGUUCAUCAACUGAUUCAGCAGGAACCAGGCCUUGUACGUGAAAAGGGUUGGCAUGGUCAGACAGCACUACACAAGGCGUGCCUGUGUGGGGACUGGUCAGUUACUUAUCUGUUAUUGGAGGGAGGAUCUGACCCCAAUGCCAAGAAUGAAUUUGAUGAGACCCCUGUCCAUUAUGCCUGUAAAAGGGGCCUGGCUCAGAUCGUUCACCUCAUUGUACAAAGGGGAGGUAACCUAGGCGCUGUGGACAAAAAUGGAAAGACGGCAGCUCACCAUGCCGCCCAGACGGGGAGCGUAUAUGUAAUGAAGUUUCUUGAAAUGAAUGGAGUAAACUUCAAUGCAGUGGACAAAAACCUUCAGACACCAUUACAUAUAUGUUGUGUACAUGGUCAUGUUGAUGCCUUUAAAUUUCUUGUCAAAGCAGAGAGAACAAACCUGACUCAGGUAGAUGGAGAUGGAAACACAGUCCUCCAUAUUGUGGCUCGAGAGGGACACCCAUACCUAUGUUGGGAACUCCUAGUGGUAAUGGGGUGUGGUCCUCUGCAUUUAACCAACCGUGAAGGAUUCACUCCAGUGGAGUUGGCAGCACAAAGAAAUAAAUAUGGACAUAAAGAAAUCACACCAUUAAUGCAAUGGCUCGCCAAAAAGGACAAGAACUACGUUCCGCGGGGACCAGUUUUAACCUGGUGGUGGCUACUGUUUAUGCCCGCUGUAUUGUUUGCUGUAAUUGCCCUUUCUGCCCACUAUUUACUCCCUGAUCACCAGGGGAUGGUGUACUUUGCUGGAAUGAUCUGUCUUAUUUUAAGCCUUUUGAGACAUAACCAUAGAAUUUAUCACAUCUCUAGAUGGCCAGAUCCAGUGUUUGCAGGGACUUUCUUUGCUGGUGUGUUACAUACUGCUAUACUGCAGCUAUUUUACCUAUUGCCAAAUUGUAAUGAGUACCCAACCUUCAAUGUAGUAGCGACAUUAUUGGGGAUUGUGUUGAUUUAUAUGUACGUCAAGGUGCUCAGGAGUGAUCCAGGAGCUGCAAAGGAAUCAGUUCGGGAUCAAGAGUCUGGUAGACCUAUGACACUGAUGGACCUGUGUGUGCCUCAGAGAAAGACCGACCAGUUCUGUACCAGCUGUGAGAUUGUGAGAGCACCCAGAACAAAGCACUGUCGCCUCUGUGAGAGAUGUUAUGAAAACAUGGACCAUCACUGCCUUUUCCUCCUCACAUGUGUGGCUAAAAAGAACCAUUCUUUGUUCUGUUGGUUCAUUAUCAGCUGUAUGGUUUCCAUGACACUGUUCCUGGUGCAUUGUGCCUUUUACACUUAUAGAACUUACUCCGGUCAGACGUGGAGUCACAUGUUCUACUCCAUGUUCUGGUCAGAGUGCUGGGUGCUGAGUUUGAUAGCCAUGAAUGCUGUAUCCAUAAUCUGGGGCGUUAAUCUUCUGAGGUUUCAGUUAACACUGGUGUCUAAAGGAGUGACCACUGUAUUUAUGAGAAAGACCAAGUCGGCACUGACCAAUCAGGAGAGACUGAUUAAUAUUUUGUACUUUUUGAUGGGGAGGCAGCCUUUUGCUGAGGAUCCCUUGAUCUGCUCACAAAACAUGCAGAGUGUUUAAGUGUCUUUCCCUCUAUGAUCUGUUGUAGACUUUUAUGAUGGGUAAAUUAUGUUUUUUACAAGAUAUUUUUACUGAAUCUAUUCCAAACCAUAAUUUUGUAGUCAGUACUGUUUAUUAUAACCACUAUAUUUGUAUGUAUUUAAUGUAAUUUGAUGUUGAACUAAAAUUCUUUGUUAAUCUGUAUCUGUUUUUUAACACCAGUACAGUAUUAUAAGAUGAAUUCUGUAAAAAAAAAAGUGAUAUGAUCACAAAAUCUAAAUGCUUGUAAAGCACUCUACAUGAUAAUAGCAUAUACCUGCCCCAAUAACAGUCAGAAAUACUUUGUGUGAAAGAAAUAACUAUGUUUACAAAAUACAUGUAGUUUUUGAUUCAGAAAAAUACAAGUAACUGAUUAUUUAUGUUGCCAUAAUGACUAUGGACAAAUCCAGGUAUUUUUAAAACAGCAGAUGCGAUGCACAACUCCUUUGACAUUAGAUGUUAUAGAGCCCAGACUUGCUCAGACUUCAGUCUCGCAUGUUUUAUUUUUACUUUAUCAUUCUGCGCAUUAAGCUAGGAGAAGGAGUUAGGGCAGACCUGCAUUUCAUGUUUCUCAAUCAAAAACAUUAUGAAAGAUACUUUUUUCCUGAAGUCAUUGAAUUUGAAAUUUACGUAAUUUUUCAACACCAUAGCUACAACAGCUGAACUUCAAUACCGGUAUCUUGAACUUCAUUUGAAUACAUGUAAGCACAAAAGUAUGUUGAAGUGAGUUGCAAGUCCCAGGCACUUUUUCUUUCUGUAUUUUUACUUCAGAAUCUUGAAUCCUUGGAUAUCUUGAAAAAAUUUUCAGCCCCAUUAAGUUCAAGAUAACAAGAUUGUACUUUAAUUACAUCAUUUUUGAUGCAAAUUUUUGAAAUAUUGUACUGGUUCAAAUAACAAUUAAAGCUUUCUUUUGCAAAGUUUAACUUUGGAAGCAGAUAAUGUUCUUUUUUUAUGCAAAAGCAAACCUGAAAUAUUAUAUGUACAUGACUGUAUGUCAUAUUUUUACACUGGUGUAUAAAACAUGGAGAAACCCCUGAAUUUUUUGCUUUACCAUCACUAGGUGUCGAAUUUCUGAUGAAAUUGUUUUCCAUUUUUGACAUUAGAUUGUUGUUCUUGCCAGGAAUUGUUACAUUUAGGUAUCAACAGUUUUAAUGCAAACUAAUCUGAUACCUUGGUAUUACACUGUCAUGUAUGAAAAUUUGAAAUCCAAUUGUAUUUUCCAUUGAAAUUUUAGAUUGUAUAAACAGAUACAUAUACACGUAAUUGUUGAAAACCAUAUACAAAUGUAAAAGUAUAACUUCUUUGUGUACGUUUUCUUCUUAUCAACAUUGAAUUCUAGCUAAAUUGAAUACAUAUAUAUGGUUUUUUUGCUCCAUCCUUGAGGUCUAUUUUCUAACUAGGCUUUGUCUUAAAUGGAGGACAAAAUGACCACUUGAGAUCUGAAAUCAUCAUAGUUAACAGGCA
Messenger RNA from Saccostrea echinata, 3337 nucleotides. RefSeq lists its product as uncharacterized. Bases 131 to 1855 code for a protein of 574 amino acids. Gene Ontology annotation, cellular component: Golgi membrane. Lineage: Eukaryota; Metazoa; Mollusca; Bivalvia; Ostreida; Ostreidae. Gene Ontology annotation, biological process: protein palmitoylation. The record is from RefSeq and is a predicted model, not a curated record. The transcript is spliced from 9 exons. Gene Ontology annotation, molecular function: protein binding; palmitoyltransferase activity.